AUGAUCAUCAACUUGCUCUUAUUGCUUUUGCAAGAGGCGUCAGCUGAAAUUUACAGUUGUGGAGGAUUUGUGAGAUCGGCAACAAUUCCAAUUGAUUAUAGCAAAAUUCAAGUUAAGCUUUUGACAGCGGAAGGAAAUCUGAAAUACGAAACCGAAUGCAAUCCAUCAAAUGGAUAUUAUAUGAUUCCGGUUUAUAAUAAAGCUGCUUACUCGAUCCGCGUAUUUGCACCAAAAGGAUGGUUUUUCGAGCCAGAUUCAGUGGGAUUGAAGGUUGACGGUGAAAAUGAUGCGUGUUCGAGAGGCGAGGAUAUCAACUUCAGAUUGUCAGCGUUUGCAGUCGAAGGUGUACUGAGGAGUGGCGAUGGGGGUGGUCCAGCUGAUGUCGCACUUACUUUAAGUUCUGAGAACGGUACGGUCAUAGAGACAACAAAGACUUCAAGUAACGGACACUAUCAGUUCCGUGCACCUCCGGGCAAAUAUCUGGUAUCCACAGCUGACGGUAGCACAGAGUGUAUUGAACGGGGUAAGGUGCCGGCCGAGGUGAUUGAUUCACCAAUAAAAGUGUCACCCGAUUUGAAAAUAUCCGGACAUUUACUCACCGUUAAUUUACGUUCGAAAACGAAACAGUUGGCUGGAGUGCGUGUUUCGUUGUACUCAAAAAAUGUCGUGAAGACAUUGCCAUCGAAAGCAGAGGAUUCAGCCGAGAAUGUAUUGCCACCGGACGAGCGAUUGGUUUGUUGGCUGCAGACCAGUUCAGAUGGCACAGCCCGCUUUCCCUGUCUGCCACCUGGUAGAUAUUCAAUUGUGCCGUCGAUGUCCACCGAUAAAGUGCGAUUCACAUUCUCGCCCAAAGUACACAGCUUUUUAAUGGGGUCUUCGCCGGCUGAGGUGAGCUUUAAUAUCGAAGGCUUCAGUAGUCGUGGACGAGUUGUGCUGGGUAGGAAACCGGUGGCAGAUGCUCAGAUUUAUGUUAAUGGACAACCCAGAGGGCAGUCGGACGCUGAUGGAUGUUGUCCUAAACUUUCAUUUGAACAAAUGAAUUACAGAGUUGAACUGUGUGGAUAUGUGGAAGUCGAGGAAGGCAACAGUCGUGCGAUGGUGAUAUUCUUGACGAAUAAACUUACCAAUGAUCCACAAUCGGCAAGAAGUGAUUCCAGUGGACGGUUCUGUAAAAUGCUGAAACCUGAACAAUACAUCGUUUCGCCAUCGAACGAUGUUGGGAUUGUGAUGACACCCAAACAACGAGAAGUUGACUUAUCGUCUGGUGCAAUCCUCAACGUUCUCUUCACGCAAUUCAAAGCAAACAUUCUUGCAAAAAUCAUUUGCUUAGAAAGAUGUGAUAAUUUGAAAUUGGAAUUGUGGAAUGGAGAAGAGAUGGUGAAGAGUGUUGAAGGGAUCGAAGAUUUUCGAUUCAAUGGCGUGUCGCCUGAUUCGUAUACGCUAAAAGUGAUCGACGGAGGUCGCUUUUGUUGGGAGAAAUCUGAAAUUAACGUUGUGAUUGAACGAUCUGACAUCAACAACAUCGUCUUCAGACAGAACGGCUAUCGUGCAGCUGUUCACGUUUCGCAUCCUGCCAAAAUGAAAUGGCAUCUCGCCGAGAGGAAGCAGUUGGGUGGUGAAGUUGAUUUGGGCUCAGGAAUGUCGAACUUUUGCGUUCCUCUAUCCGGUGUUUACUCGUUGUCAUUUGAAGCAUGCCAUUUAUUCGAUCAUGACACCUACGAAAUCACCGUACCACAGGACGCUCCUCUUAGUGCAACGGCCGUCAAUUUCUUGGUUACUGCGUCGGUGAAAUCGGAUAGCAAAACAGCAAAUGCGUCUGAUUUCAAAUUGUUAGUGCGCAGUUCGAAUGAGGAACGCACAGUGAUGUCUUCGGCAUCCUCUCGUGGCCGUUUCCAAUUCGGAUUCUACGUUUCUGCGGCAGACACUGGAGAAUGUCACAACGAUGUAGUGUCAUUUGUGGCCGAUAAAGGUGUUUUCUUAGAAGGCUUCAUUAAACCAGCGCUGGAUGGAGUUAACAUCCGUUCAACACAUAAGACUGAUCCGAUAUUGGUGCUGAAUACUGUCACCGAUAAGUCCGGAAAGUUUAGGAUGGGUCCUGUACGAAAAGUUGAUGAUUUUGAGAUAGCAGCUGAGAAAGAGGGUUAUAAAUUCGAGAGAACUGAUAAGUUGGGUGUGUUACAUGCGAUUCGCCUGUCACAGCUGCGAAUAUCAUUGGUGGAUAUGAAUUCGAAUGAAUCAUUAGCGAAUGUGUUGUUGUCGUUGAGUGGUGUCGAUAACUAUCGAUCGAAUAGUAUGGUCGAUGAGACGGGUAUGAUCAAUUUCGUUGGAUUGGUAAGUUUGACGCUAAUUGCGACAAAUAUUCUUCAACAAUAUUCACAUGUUUCGAUUCAAUGGUAUUACCGGAGUGGUUUUCGGAGUAAUUGCAAUAAAUUGACUCANCAAGAGUAUCGAUUCGAACCACCAACCGUAACGCUGAACGUUAAAGAGGGCGAAGUUGAGUCGGUUACGCUCAAGGGAAGACGAUUUGCAUAUAGGCAUGUUGUUCUUUUGUGCGCUGUUGAGGCCAUCGUAUUGUAUUGCAGUGUCUUCGGUCGAGUCAAACACUUAGCUGGUCAACCAGUUGCGUCAACCGUGGUGGAAGCCGUAUCCGAGCAGUGCAGUCAACUACAAGAAGAGGAUACCACGUCAGAACAAGGCACCUAUCGAGUGCGCGGACUUCAUCCGAAAUGCGUUUAUAGACUCACACUGAAAACAACGGAAGGACAACGAAUUCAGUCGUAUCCGACACAUUACGAUAUAACGGUGAGUGACAAGGAUGUUAAAGAUAUCGAUUUUGUGUUAACGCAUUUCGAUAAGCAACUCGAAGUGAUCGGUGAUGUGAACUUCGUGAAUACCAUGCCUCCGUCACACUACCGCAUCAGUCUGCUCAAAGGCGGUUCGGUUGUGCAACAAAUUGUCGUCAAUUCGCCAUCAACAGUAUUCUUCUUCAACAAACUACCUAUCGAUCAAACCGAAUAUUCGGUACGUUUUGAUAGUACGCAUGCAUUCAGUGGGCAUAAAUAUGAUUCUUCGGAAGUCACGUUCCGUGCAGAUAGCACAUUCAAAGCAGUUCGAUUAGUUGUUAAACCGCAGCGGAAAACAUCCGAACUGGAAAUAUCGAGCGGCAGCUAUUUCGCGUUGCCAUUCUUUUUGCUGGUCGCAUUUCUAUUUUUCAAUCAUCAGAAGGCUUUAUCAGUAGCUGAGUCAGCGUUCGAACGAGCUUGUAAUUUCUCGAUUCAACGACGGAGUCCAACUCCGAGUGAUGAGCAUCCAGAUGCAAUACGACGACGGCAAAAAGCGAAGAAGGCUUGA
Molecule: messenger RNA, 3351 nt
Organism: Anisakis simplex (herring worm)
Lineage: Eukaryota; Metazoa; Nematoda; Chromadorea; Rhabditida; Anisakidae
Source: the annotation of a GenBank genome assembly